Didymella exigua CBS 183.55 is the source of this 3926-nucleotide messenger RNA. RefSeq names its product putative DNA-directed RNA polymerase I subunit beta. Gene Ontology annotation, cellular component: nucleus; RNA polymerase I complex. The transcript has 3 exons. The coding region runs from base 43 to 3684 and encodes 1213 amino acids. Gene Ontology annotation, biological process: DNA-templated transcription. NCBI's taxonomy places the organism in Eukaryota, Fungi, Ascomycota, Dothideomycetes, Pleosporales, Didymellaceae. The record is from RefSeq and is a predicted model, not a curated record. Gene Ontology annotation, molecular function: ribonucleoside binding; DNA binding; DNA-directed RNA polymerase activity.
UGUGACCGCCCACGCGACCCACUGCAGCAAGAGUCAUCCGUCAUGGCUUCAGCUGCCACUGCGAAAAAGCAGCCACAGUGGUCAACAAAUUUCGACACGAAGCGCCGCCAGCACCUCUUCCGGAAUCCGCCCAAGGACAAGACCGCUUAUCCGACACUCGCUGCAGCUGUCGACCCCCACAUCAACUCAUUUAAUAGUAUUUUUACGCCCGGCGGCCAGAUCGAGGAGGGUAUUAAGGACAUUGGUAUCAAAAGCUUCACCGAUGGCGACCCGUACGCGCAACCUGAGGAGAUUGGGCGCAGAAACCGACUUUCUGUGCGCAUUCAAGAUGUUUUCCUUGACAAGGCUGUCCUGCCGCCUUCCAACAAGGUUGCACUCAAGAACCGCAACAUCUUCCCCGCGGAAUGUCGAGAGCGCCACGCCACAUACCGUGGCAAGCUUCGUGCUCGUCUCGAGUACAAAGUAAACAACGAAGAUUGGCAGGAGGAGGUUUGCGACCUGGGACAGAUCCCCAUCAUGUUGAGGUCGAACCGGUGUCACCUCGAGAACAUGAGCCCAGAUCAGCUUGUCAAGGCCAAGGAAGAGACCGAGGAGUUGGGUGGCUACUUUAUCGUCAACGGUAUUGAGAAGAUCAUUCGAAUGCUGCAGGUGAACAGGCGCAACUACCCCAUGGCCAUCAAGCGUGGUGCCUUCACGAACCGCGGUCCUGGCUACACACCAUACGGUAUCCAGAUUCGCUCGAUCCGCACCGAUCAAUCUUCGCAAACGAACGCGCUCCACUAUCUCAGUGAUGGAAACGUCAAUUUCCGUUUCUCAUGGAGGAAGGCCGAAUACCUGGUCCCUGUCAUGAUGGUCAUGAAGGCGCUAGUCGAAACAAACGACCGGGACAUCUUCGAGGGCAUCGUCGGCGCAGCUGGCUCGAAAGGACUCGCAGAGAAGCAGUUCGUCACCGAUAGAGUAGAAUUGCUGCUCAGGACGUACAAGGUCUACGGGUUGCACUCGCAAGCAAAGACAAGGGCAUACCUGGGAUCCAAAUUCAAGGUUGUGCUACAGCUUCCUGAUGACGCCAGCGACGAUGAAGCGGGUGUCGAGUUUCUGCGAAAGAUCGUUUUACCCCACCUUGGAGCCUACAAAGUCACUCCGGCGCAGAACGCCGAUAAGUUCCAGAUGAUCCUCUUCAUGAUCAGAAAACUGUACGCCUUAGUCGAGGGCGAGUGCUCGGUCGAUAACCCAGAUGCGGUCCAGAACCAGGAAAUCCUGCUUGGUGGUCAGCUUUACGGAAUGGUCAUCAAGGAAAGACUAGACGAGUGGCUGAACUCGAUUCGGCCUGUCCUGCAGGACUGGGGCCGUCGAUCGGAGUGGAAGUCGUUCACAUCGCCCGAGUUCAAGAAGGAGUUCGUUCCCAGGGUCUUGAAGAGGACGACCAUGGAUGUUGGGCGCGCCAUGGAAUAUUUCCUCUCCACUGGUAACCUCGUCUCUCCAACUGGUCUCGACCUGCAGCAAACUGCCGGUUUCGUCGUUGUGGCUGAGAAGAUCAACUUCUACCGUUUCAUCAGUCAUUUCAGGAUGGUGCACAGAGGUGCCUUCUUUGCGCAGCUCAAAACGACCACAGUUCGUAAGCUUCUUCCGGAGAGUUGGGGCUUCAUGUGUCCAGUCCACACGCCUGAUGGUUCUCCAUGUGGUCUGCUGAACCACUUUGCGCACAAGUGCAAGUUGGCUACACAGAACGUUGAUGUUUCAGCCGUUCCCAAGCUUGUGGCGCAGCUAGGCGUAUCAAGCAAGUCCUCCGCAUCACUUGAGUCAAGCGUGGUCGUACAACUUGAUGGCCGAGUCUUGGGCUUCUGCUCACCAAAGCAAGCCAAAGUCAUCGCAGACACAUUACGAUACUGGAAGGUCGAGGGCACGCACGGUGUACCGUUGGAGCUUGAGAUUGGGUUUGUUCCCAACUCAAACGGCGGCCAGUACCCCGGUGUCUUCAUGUUCUCACAAGUUGCACGCAUGUACCGGCCCGUCAAGUACCUUCCUCUCGGCAAGCUCGACUAUGUCGGGCCCUUUGAACAGCCAUACAUGUCCAUCGCUUGCACGGACCCGGAGAUCGUGUCUGGUGACUCUACCCACGUCGAGUUUGACCCUACCAAUAUCUUCUCGAUCAUCGCCAACAUGACACCGUUCUCCGAUUUCAACCAGUCGCCUCGAAAUAUGUACCAAUGUCAGAUGGGUAAGCAAUCGAUGGGUACACCUGGAACCGCGCUGCGCUACCGCACCGACAACAAGACCUACCGCCUCCAGACAGGCCAGACACCUAUUGUGCGACCGCCCCUCCACAACGAGUAUGGCUUCGAUAAUUUCCCGAACGGCACCAACGCUGUUGUGGCGGUCAUUUCAUAUACCGGUUACGACAUGGACGACGCUAUGAUUCUGAACAAAUCGGCGCACGAACGUGGUUUUGGUCACGGCACCAUCUACAAGACUAAGAUCUGUGAUCUGGAGGAGGGUGGCCGCAGGAACAGGUCAGGAAAGACCGUCUCCAAGCUUUUCGGUUUCGCGCCGGAGGGCUUGAAAAAGGCUUCCUAUCUCGACACCCUUGAUGAGGAUGGUUUCCCACGUGUUGGCACACUCCUGCGUCACGGUGACGUUAUCGCAGCGUGGCACACAGUCUCGUACGACGCUGCGACUGAUGACUACAUCAAUCGUGAUGCCAACACCCAAUUUUUCAAGUACAAGGAGGAUGAGCUUGCGUUCGUUGAGGAGGUUCGCAUCAUUGGCUCAGAGGAUGGCACGCAGCCUUGUCAGAAGAUCAGUGUCAAGCUCCGCGUUCCCCGUUCGCCCAUCAUCGGUGACAAGUUCUCGUCUCGUCACGGACAGAAGGGUGUCUGCUCGCAAAAGUGGCCCUCGAUCGACAUGCCUUUCUCUGAAUCUGGUAUUCAACCCGAUGUCAUCAUUAACCCUCACGCUUUCCCGUCCCGUAUGACAAUCGGUAUGUUCGUCGAGUCUCUGGCUGGUAAGGCAGGUGCUAUGCACGGUAUUGCCCAGGACUCGACGCCCUUCCGUUUCGAUGAGCAGAACACUGCUGUCGACUUUUUUGGCCAUCAGCUCAUGAAGGCUGGUUACAACUACUACGGAAACGAACCCAUGUACUCCGGCAUCACAGGUCAGGAGCUCGCGGCCGAUAUUUACAUCGGCGUUGUAUACUACCAGCGUCUCCGUCACAUGGUCAACGAUAAGUACCAGGUCCGUACCACAGGUCCGGUCAACUCGAUGACAGGUCAGCCUAUCAAGGGUAGGAAGAAGGGUGGUGGUAUUCGUGUUGGUGAGAUGGAGCGUGAUGCGCUUAUUGCUCACGGUACUGCUUUCCUGCUCCAGGAUCGUCUGAUGAACUGCUCCGACUACACCAGAGCAGCCAUCUGCCGUGGGUGUGGCAGCUUCUUGUCGACUGCGCCAACAGUCAACGAGUUUUCGCGUAAGAACGAGAAGAGUGGCAGGAGCCUGACAAUCAGGUGUAGAAGAUGUGCGAGCCUCGCGGACGGUCACCAGAGCAAGAGUGAUACUUGGACCGAUGGCCAGGGCAUUCGCUUCAGCGGUGGCGACGACAUUGCUACGGUUGCUGUGCCGGGUGUGUUGAAGUAUCUCGAUGUUGAGCUGGCCAGUAUGGGUGUCAGACUCAAGUUCAAUGUUUCGCCUUAAGACUGUGAACACGCACGAAAUGGAGAUACGAGCGGCAUGUUGGGAGGAAUUGUUUAGGCAUUGCUUGGCGUUUUGGAUGCAAAAGUUACCCGGACUCUUUAGCAGCAUCAGCGGAGUUCUCUAGAUUGAUGAAUCGAAUCACGUCACAACAGACAACGACUCGGUAGACACGCUGUGAUCACCUGGGAUACCUCGAACGACAACACUGGAACAACAAGGAAGACAGUUGCGAUGGUUCCCAG